AUGGCAGUGCGCACGUGCAACGGCCCCCAAGAACGCGAAAGAGACGGAAGGUCUGAGGAGAGGAGCGGAGCGGAGCGGCGAGGACCAGGAGCAGGGAUCAGGGAGGAGGAGCCCCCCCUCACCGCCAAACUGGCCACCACAAGCUAUCGAUUGGUCGUGGCGCCGGCGGGCAGCCAGCGGAGUUCGGCUGGCAAUGUGGUGGUGACGACCACCUCCUCGGGCAGCAGCUCCUCGAACGGAGGCAACGGCGCAGGGGGAACUGCUGCCGGCGGCGGUGGCGGCUCGGGCAACGGCCUGAAUGUGACCACCAUCACGACGAGCGGCGGCGGCGGCGGAGGAGGCGGUGGCGGCCAGCUGCAGAGUGCCGGCAACAGUUCCCAGAGCAACGGCACCACCUACAAAUUCGAGGUGCUCGAGGAGGACAUCCAGAGCCUGGGCUCCGACGACGAGGACGAGGAUCUCAUCAGCAGCGAUGGCAGCCUGUACGAGGGAGACCUGGGCUCCAUGCCCGUCAACGACGACGUCGCCCACCAGUUGGCCGCCGCCGGACCAGUGGGCGUGGCAGCAGCGGCCGCCAUUGCGAGUUCCAAGAAGCGCAAGCGACCGCACUGCUUCGAGACGAAUCCGUCGGUGAGGAAGCGGCAACAGAACCGCCUGCUGCGCAAGCUGAGGGGCAUCAUCUACGAGUUCACCGGACGGGUGGGCAAGCAGGCGGUGGUCCUGGUGGCCACGCCGGGCAAGCCGAACACCAGCUACAAGGUCUUCGGGGCGAAGCCGCUGGAGGACGUGCUGCGCAACCUGAAGAACAUCGUGAUGGACGAGCUGGACAACGCGCUGGCCCAGCAGGCGCCACCGCCGCCCCAAGACGACCCCUCGCUGUUCGAGCUCCCGGGCCUGGUGAUCGAUGGGAUACCCACGCCGGUGGAGAAGAUGACCCAGGCGCAGCUGCGCGCCUUCAUCCCGCUGAUGCUGAAGUACUCGACGGGGCGGGGCAAGCCGGGUUGGGGCAGGGAGUCGACGCGGCCGCCCUGGUGGCCCAAGGAGCUGCCCUGGGCGAACGUGCGGAUGGACGCGCGCUCCGAGGACGACAAGCAGAAGAUCAGCUGGACGCACGCGCUGCGCAAGAUCGUGAUCAACUGCUACAAGUACCACGGACGGGAGGACCUGCUGCCCACCUUCGCCGACGACGAGGACAAGGUCAACGCCCUGAUUUCGCAGUCGGGCGACGAGGACGAGGACAUGGAGCUCUCGAAUCCACCGACCAUCCACACGGUCACCACCAUGACGCCGCCAACGGGCAACAGCAAUCAACCGCAGCAGGUGAACGUGGUGAAGAUCAACAGUGCCGGAACUGUGAUCACCACCCACACGGCGCAGAGCAACACGCCGGCCCCGACGAUCAUCCAGAGCACCAACAACCAGCAUGUGACCACCACGGCCACGCUGCCCGCCUCCACGAAGAUCGAGAUCUGCCAGGCGCCAACCGCCCAGCAGCAGCACCAGCAGCAGCAACAGCAGCAGCAGCAGCAGAACCACCAGCAGCACCACCAGGCGACCCACUUGCCGAGCACCGUGCACAUCCAGCCGGUGGCCGGCGGGCAGCCGCAGACGAUCCAGCUGACCACCGCCAGCGGCACGGCGACGGCCACCGCAGUGCCCACGACAGCCGCCGCCGUAAGUGCCGCCCAGGCACAGGCCCAGGCUCAAGCUCAGGCCCAGGCCCAGGCUCAGGCCCAAGCUCAGGCUCAGGCGCAGGCGCAGGCCCACUCGCAGGCGCACUCGCACGCGCAGCAGGGCGCCAGCCAGACGGUCACUGCCCAGCAGAUCGCCAACGCCCAAGUCUGCAUCGAGCCCAUUACGCUCAGCGACGUUGAUUACACCACGCAAACGGUGCUCUCGCAGAACGCCGAUGGCACCGUGUCGCUGAUCCAGGUGGACCCCAACAACCCCAUCAUCACACUGCCGGAUGGAACGACUGCCCAGGUCCAAGGAGUUGCCACGCUCCACCAAGGCGAGGGCGGUGCCACCAUACAAACGGUCCAGAGCCUUACCGACGUCAAUGGCCAUGAGAACAUGACCGUGGAUCUCACCGAAACGCAGGAUGGCCAAAUCUACAUCACCACCGAGGAUGGCCAAGGCUAUCCUGUUUCGGUGAGCAACGUGAUCUCGGUGCCCGUCUCCAUGUACCAGUCCGUGAUGGCCAACGUGCAGCAGAUCCAGACGAACAGCGACGGAACGAUGUGCCUGGCGCCCAUGCAGGUAGAUACGAGUGCGAAUCACCGCACCGCCGGCUCCUCCUCCGCCGGCUCCUCCUCCUUGGCAGGAAACGCCGGUGGCGGUGGGAGUGGCGUUCAGUGCUACUCGCUGAUCUCGGCGGGGUCGGCGCUUCUGGGCCGUCGCAGUGGGGCAGUCGGUGUGGGUCAGCAGCAGGUGGCUCCGGGGGGGCGGUACUUCCUGGCUGCAGCGACCACCACCAGUGGAACAGCCGCAGGCUCUCCUGCUUUCGGGCAACUCAACCAUAACAACAACAACAACAAUAACAGCGCCCUGGCGAAUAACAAUAAUAGCAUUAAGAUGCCCCUGCCCAUAGUGCUGGCCACGCCCAGCUUGCCGCCGGUGGCCAGCACGAGAUCCACCAGAAAGAGCGGAUUAGGAGGAGGUGGAGGCGGAGGAGGAGGUGGAGUUGGAGUUGGAGGAAAAGGAGAUGGGGGAGCAGGAGGAGUCGCGAUGGCUCAGAAGCGGAGGAAGCACGGCGGAGGGGCCUCCCUGAAAAGGAGGUCCCAUCUGAAGGCCAGCGAGACCAGCUGCUCCUCCGCCGGCCACUCCGAAAACUCUGCCUCCGCCUCCGCCUCCUCCAUUCGCUGCGUGGACAGUGCCAGCUUGACCAGCGUGCAGCUGCAACUGCCGGCCAUCAAGCUGGAGCACAUGGAGUAGGGAUAGAUAGAGUUCCAGGUCCUCGUCCUCGCCCUCCGCCUCCCAAAUCCAGCCCAUCUCGAAUCUAGUCAAAUGCGGCUUAGCACAAAACCAAUCUAUUUGUAUGAGAACCUUAAAGGGAAUCGCACGAACGCACUUGCCAUUUAGGCUUAGACACACACACAUACAAACACACACACACACACACAUUGUAAAUGCAAAAAAAAAAAAGGAGAAAGAUAGAAGAUGAAUUGGUAGAGCCAAGGGGAAAACCACAGCUACCAACUGUACGAAUUGAAUUUAGAACUUAGAGGAGGGAGGAGAACACCAAAUAAUUUGUUGAUAAUUGAAACCAAAAACCAAAUCGAAACUAAAUCAAAAACUAAGUUGUUCCUAGUUAACAGAGCUACAAAACAUUGAAACAUUUUUAGUUAUAGCCACUUGUUAGUAGUUAAGUAGUGGAGUACUUGUAGACACGUGCACAUAAUCUUGCUUAGAGCGCAACACAAACCAAAUAUAACCAAUCUAAGUUGUAGUAGAAUCGGGAUAGUUCUAGCCAGUAAGUAGUAAAGCAACAGGGAUCAGACAGCCAGUCAGUCAGCCAGAAUAUAUAGAAUAUAUAUAUGAUAGCCUAUAUGUUAGACGGGUUUUAGCUCCACUUGAACCCACCUUAUUGACCACCCACCACCCAAGAGUCCCUGGAUGUAGUCAACUCGCAUUGAGAAUGCGUGAGAGAUCGAUCGGGGGAAUGAGUUUGCCAUUGGAGCUCUUCAGCUUUGGUCGGGAAACAUAUGUGCUAUAUAUACAGGGGGUAUUCGAUUCGAUUCGAAUCGAUUCGACAUACUCCCCGUCCAAGUGCGUGCAAAAUUAAUUUUAUGUUGACGUAUAACUAUUACGAUUACCAUUAUGUACUAUUAUUAUUGCUAUUGUGUUUUAUCGACAUCAUUAUUGCUAUUACCAUUAUUAUUGUGUUUAUAUGUUUUAUUUUGUGCAUAGACCAAAUUUUAUGUUUGAACGCGCUACAUAUGUAAGUGCAAAGUGCAAAUGAGCAGAUGCCAACAAACUUUAUUGAAUAAAUCUUUUGUUGUUGUGAUUUUAUUUUAUAUUGACCUUAAACUAUCUGCUAGGGUAUUGUGUAUGCAGAAAUCCUGAAUAAAGCCAGCAAAUGAAUUUGAAUAUCACGAUUA
This is a messenger RNA of Drosophila ficusphila, 4100 nucleotides long. RefSeq names its product DNA-binding protein Ewg-like. NCBI's taxonomy places the organism in Eukaryota, Metazoa, Arthropoda, Insecta, Diptera, Drosophilidae. Gene Ontology annotation, biological process: regulation of transcription by RNA polymerase II. The record is from RefSeq and is a predicted model, not a curated record. Gene Ontology annotation, molecular function: DNA-binding transcription factor activity, RNA polymerase II-specific; RNA polymerase II cis-regulatory region sequence-specific DNA binding. Gene Ontology annotation, cellular component: nucleus.